AUGCCUACAGCUUUGACGCCCAAGCUUUGCAGCGAGGCGCUGGCAACAAUCAGGCCUGCCGCGCAAGCCUUUGCUGCUUCCGGUGGUGCCUUGCAGCGCUCCUUCGCAGCUGUCUGCCCUGGAUCUUGCUGGGCGGUUGCAUACUUUGGCUGUGCAGUGACAGGCAACACGAGCUCGCGGAGGCUGCCUUGUCUUUGGGACGUACCUUGCUUUUUGUUUCAGUCGUGUUUACCCGCAUGCAAAGCCAAGACGGUUGAGCUGCCAGAUUCUUCCUCGAAGAGCCCAGAAGAUCUGACAUUGUUUGACCCAACGCCGUGCUUGUGGCAUUUGGGGGCUUCAGCCCGGUACUUCUGCAACACCUCCCAGCUGGACGUAAUCUUUUUGGGAAAUCAGCAUGUCACCUCUGUGUUGGCCCGGUGUCGCUCCCCUUCUCACCCCGCCUACAGUGCCAUGAUGUGGGCCAAAUCCAGCGAGCAAGCAUGUGCUUCAUCCAGAACAGGGCUUGCAGGGGGUAUGUGUCCGCACCUUGCUUGA
Effrenium voratum is the source of this 534-nucleotide messenger RNA. The record is from the annotation of a GenBank genome assembly. Lineage: Eukaryota; Dinophyceae; Suessiales; Symbiodiniaceae.